CCGGCGCCUGCCUGGCAGCCGCGGUUCGAGAAGAGGCACUCCCUGCGCGCAUGGGCGCCCGAGGGUCGCGGCGGGGAGGGCCGCGGCAGAGGCCGCGGCGGCGCGAAGGGCCCCGCCAAGGGCAAGGGCAAGAGCGGCGCCCCCGACAGCGGCCGCGCGCGACGCGCCGCCCAGUCGACUGGCGAGGACGCGGAUGGCGCGCUGGCAGUCGCGGAGGAGGUGCCCCUGGACGGCUUCCGGCGCCACCACUGGGUCCGCAGCGCGCACGACGGCGCGGUCACUGCCGUCUGCGUGACGCAGGACGGGGUGUACACCGCGUCGCAGGACGGCGGCCUCAAGAGGUGGAAGCCGCGGCAGGCCGCCUCGGGGCGCUUCGAGCUGCAGCCCGAGCUGCAGGUCCCGCUCGGGGGGCCCUGCUGGUGCAUGCUGCACGAGGGCGACUGGCUCUUCUGCGGGCUGGAGAGCGGGCGGGUCCGGGCCUUCUCGAGGCAGGGCGUGGACCUGACCAUCGAGCAGCGCGCGGAGGGCGUGUCCUCCAUGCUGGUGCACCAGGACGUGCUGCUCACAGGCAGCGCCAGCGGCGGGGUGGGCUGCUGGAAGUAUUCCCCAGAGGCCGGGACCUUCGCCAACGUGCACGCCGUGGCGGACGUGGCUUCGAGCCAGGUGAGGUGCCUGGCGGUGAUGUCCGGCAGGCUGUGGGUGGGCUGCUCCGGCGGCGUGACCACGGCGGGGGCCUUGAAGCUGCUCGAGAAGCAGCUCGACAGGCGCGGGCCCGAGCACCUGUGCCCGCAGUGCCCGACCUGCCCGCAGUGUCCAGGGCCUCCCCCUUGCCUGCCGCUCUGGCCUGCUGGGCUGGGCGGCUUCGUGGCGGGCGUCGCCACCACCGCGCUCGCGGCGCUGUGCGCUGGGCGCUGCAGGGGCCGCCGCGAGGGCGCCCGUCCGGCUCGCGCCGCCGGGCCGAGCCCGCCGUUGGGCCUCGCGGGCGGGCCGGCGCCGUCUGUGCCGGCGCCGGCGCUGGCCGCUGCCCCGGAGCCGAGGGCUCCUGCGGCGCUGCCGGGCGCGGCGGCGCUUCGGGGCCGGGCCUCGCACCGCGGGGCCGGGGUGCUGACGUUCGGCUGA
Prorocentrum cordatum is the source of this 1119-nucleotide messenger RNA. The record is from the annotation of a GenBank genome assembly. Lineage: Eukaryota; Dinophyceae; Prorocentrales; Prorocentraceae.